CAGAGGACUAUUGAGUGAUGUUACGUGACGGACAUAAGACGUACUCUGAUUUCUUUCCAUCGCUCCCUAUCCCAUCUACAUCACUCCCCAAAUGACAGACCGACCACCGUUAGAUAUCAUUAGGGGAAAUCCCAUUGAAAGUGGUCUAGAUGCGUUCCGUGCUUCCUUCAACUCCCUCUGCACAGAAAAGCAGGUCUCGUGCGCCCCGAACGCGCUGAGUCAUCUUGAUCGAGAGGAUCUUCAAAGUCUCACCCUCGAUCUUCUAUUCGCUCUACAAACUCUUCCCGUUGCUCGGCGGCUUCCUUCUAAAACGGGCCCAGGCGUCCUGCGAAGCGCUCUCGUGAAAUUGAUUUCCGCAGCCGCAUCUGACGACUUUGACUUCGACCGCUUUAAACCCCUACUACUUAUAGCCAUCGCCAAUAAUAGAGAUGAUGCCUUUCUCUGGGAUCAGGUCUAUCGCGCCGUCACCGAGGCCACGCCGCCUUCCCAGUCGGUAGCAUCCUCCCUUCAAACUCCGUGGCUACACAACACGGGCAGUUUCGCCAACUCCUCGGCACACCGCCAAGACGUGGAUAGAGUCCUCAGGUCUGAGCUGGGUCCCCUCUACGUUGGGCUGCCUUGCUUUUGGGACGCUUUUUUCGGGCGCGUGGCAGGCCUGCAUACAAUAUCUGAGAACGUCUUCAAGGAGUGUACCGAAGGGAGCGAUCCGCUAUUCUGUGGUGAAGGAUGGAGCGGGUGGCCAGCAGAGGCAAAAGAGAAGGAAAUGAUGGAGUGGUUUUACGAUAUAAUCCCAAAGCUGAGCACAUUUGCA
This is a messenger RNA of Pyricularia oryzae 70-15, 811 nucleotides long. RefSeq lists its product as uncharacterized. Lineage: Eukaryota; Fungi; Ascomycota; Sordariomycetes; Magnaporthales; Pyriculariaceae. The transcript has 2 exons. The annotation marks the transcript as partial. The record is from RefSeq and is a predicted model, not a curated record.